Molecule: messenger RNA, 5103 nt
Organism: Schistocerca gregaria
Lineage: Eukaryota; Metazoa; Arthropoda; Insecta; Orthoptera; Acrididae
Product: F-box/LRR-repeat protein 7-like
Exons: 12
Coding region: 795-2705 (636 amino acids)
Biological process (GO): SCF-dependent proteasomal ubiquitin-dependent protein catabolic process
Cellular component (GO): SCF ubiquitin ligase complex
Molecular function (GO): RNA binding; protein binding
Source: RefSeq, a predicted model, not a curated record
UUUUUGUCCUGUAACGAUUUUCUGUUAAGAGAGAAUGGAAGUGUUGCGUCUUCGGGCGUUCAUCAGUACAAUAUUAUCCAUUUGACUCCCAUGGAACAGUACUAGGUCCUAGUAAAUGAGUUAGUCUAAAAGUGGUAGUGAUAGAAUACAUUUAUCUAAAUCGAUAGGCCACACUUAGAGUCUCUAGUGCUGGAUGUUGCUGGGAUGGUGGGUGCCGAGUACAGUUCACUAAUAUCGUUAUCCGACGGAGUUCUUGUGACUGUGUGUAAGCCUCUAUGCUUUUGAUAAAUUGGUAGAUUUUGUCAAAAUUUCCAUAUUUAUUGGUAUCUAUGAAGUUUGUUUCACACAAACAAUAAAAUAUAAAUGAUGUAGCAAACAUGGGAGUGUUAAAAAUUAUGAGGGAUGCAGGCUGCCUAAAAUAAUGGCUAUUCUUGUCAUCAAGUAUGACAAUUUGGAAUAUUUCAUUAAUAAGUUUGGGUGUGCCAUUGAUGAAGCCGGUAAAUGUGAUGGUAAUAUACUGAAAAUAGCAUACGCCCAGUUUUCUAAUCGUAUAAGGGACAGAUCUUAAAGCUGAAGCGGUAUAGCCGAUGAGUUACAAAUGGUUGCGAAUGACCGUUUGUGCGUUUCAAACGCCGCGACGAAUUCUUUUCGUUAUUCAGUUUUGGUCGUGAAACAGUACGUAACAGAUGUGUGUGUAUUGUCAAAAGUACUCUUCUGCUUUCUAAACCAUCUGGACCCUAUUUUAUGGCUAUCGUAAUGAGCUAAUAGUGAAAACGGAGGAUUUGGUGGUGGCAAUGGCAGCCGCGAUGUUUCCCCACUCACCUGUUACUUCUGAGAGUGGUGAAGAUGCUUCUAAUGGCCAUGCAGAACGUCCAAUACGGAAAAUUUUUGUUGGCAACAUUAGUCCAGGUACGACUCGAGCUGAGUUAAAGGAAUGUUUUGACACAUAUGGUGUUGUCCUGGAUGCAGUUGUUAUAGUGGAUAAGAAUGCCUGCAAAAGAAAAUAUUACGGAUUUGUUACAUUUCUGGUCCCGGCACAGGCUUGUUCAGCCAUGAUGAAGAGCAAAACCUUGCAUGGUAUCACACUGAAUGGCAAGAGACUAUAUGUGGCACCUGCCGACAGCUGGCACCAACCAUAUCAAGCAGCGGAUGGUACAUUAGUCCUUGAUCCUUGGCGGGGAUCACAAAGUGCUAGUGCUGGUGGUGCCAAGAAAGUAGCUCCCAUACUGCAGCAAGAUACAGAUGUAGAAGAGUCUCUGUGUAUGGUCAAUAUCCUCAAUGAUGACUGUCUUAUGCAUGUUUUUUCCUAUCUGUCAUGCUAUGAAAGGAUUGCAAUUGAACGAGUGUGCAAAAGGUGGCAGUCCAUCAGCCAAAUGAUGUGGAAAUCAACUCGUGAACUCUGUGCAAAGAAAUUGCGGAAUAUACAUAAGAGUUUGCCAGCCAUUAUACAGCGCUGUGGUAGCAGUCUAAAGAAACUAGACCUGUCACAUGAUACACAGACAAUAAGCAGAGAGACAGUUGUUUGUGUUGGGCGUUAUUGUAGGGAGCUGGAAGAACUGCGCAUAACACAUUCUCGGCUUAAUGGCUCUACAUUGCGGCCUCUCAAUGGACCACAACUACGUGUCCUGGAUUUAACAGGCUGCUGUGGAAUAUCAGAUCGGGAUUUAUCUCACUUAUUAGUGAAGUGCCCUGUGUUGGAGAGACUGUCAGUUGCAGGAUGGUUCCGUCUCAGUGGCUGGGGUCUGGGACGUGUCAGCAACUCACUCCGCCACCUCACAUUAGAUGGGUGCACAGGGCUUGAUGGCAAACAGGUUGCACGUGCGGUUAAAACUAUAACAAAGCUGGAUUUGAGUGCAAAUUGCAGCUUGGGUGAUAUAGAUGUUAAGCACAUACUGGAUAGUGCCAAAAAUUUGGAAGAGCUUACAAUGGCACAAUUAUUUCCUCUCCUUAAUGGGAGGGCAUUCUCUGCCAUUGCUGCCAAGGGCGAGCAGCUUACACUUUUAGAUCUAAAAUUUAAUGCAUCUUUAACUGAUGAGCUGUUAAUUUCUAUUGUAAAUAGUUGUAUCAAUAUGAAAGAAUUGAAUGUAGAAGGUUGCUGUGCAUUGAACAACAUUGCUUUGAUUAUGGAAUUCCUUUCGGCGCUGAAGAAUCUGGAGAUCUUGAUCAUGAGCUAUCUGCCAGGGAAAUCAGAUUCAUGUAUGCUGCAGUUUAGAGAGGAAGGUUUCCCAGCACUCAAGAAGUUGGAGAUGCGUGGCAGCCCUUACCUUGGAGACAUUGGCACUGCUUGUAUACUGUCUCUUUGUUGCAAACUUGAGUGUCUUGAUAUAAGUGGCUGUCAGUGUGUCACCACUAAAGGCCUUAGUUGUGCACUGGCACAACGUAAAAGUUCAGUUCCGCUUCAGAUUAUUUUGGGAGGAACUUCUGUAUCAGAAGGCUCACUCCAGCCUCCAAGCUCCGUGGCCUUGAGUUUCCACAACUACUGCACAGACCACCUUAGGCCUGAUUUUGUAGACGAUUAUCUUCUCCCUAUGUUUGAAGACUACAGUGAUGAUGAUUUCAUCGACUCUGACAAUGAGUAUGACUUCGGUAGUGGUAUUGAUGAAUAUGAUAGUGACAUGUCUGAUUCAUAUGAUGCAUUUGAAGAUAAUAAUUUAUAUCCAGAACUGUUUGGUGAUACAUUUCUUCUCUAUCAUUAUUUAUACUGAAACACUGAGGGUAAAGUGUUUAGAAAGGUGUUUCUUGCCAUCCAGAUAAGAAAAGUUUUCUGUUGUAUAAUGUAAAUUAAAAAAAAAAUUGAGGUUGUCAGCAGUUGGCCAUUGCUUAGUAUUUCAUAUGGUCACAUUUUAUAUUUGAAAAUUGACAUGGCAGUUAUAAAACAAUCUUCCAUUCUGAUAAGUGUUUUGUUGUGGUCUGUUUUGUUUUUGGUAGCUUUCUUUUAAAACUAAAUAAAUUUUGUGCAGCUAUUUAGAUCAAAGUUUCCAGUGAUACUUUGUAACCACUGACAUUUUUAAAGUUCAAAAUUGGGUCCCAUUCAAAAAUACUUCCUGUUCAAAUAUUUAAAUGUAUGAUUCAUGUGCUGGUCAUAAGCAAGUAUUGGUUUUAUGUACUUCCUGUAAUCUCCAUUGGAGUCAAAUCAGCAAAUUUAAUAUUGUAUGCAGUGAAAGGAAAAUUUUGUUCUGAGUGUAGCAGAAAGUAUACUGAAAAAUAAAUUUUCACUUCGUGGCAACAAAGUAAUAAAGGAUGAAACUUUCCUAAUGAUCAGAAGAACGUUGUAUUAUGUGCACUCAUCAUGGUACACAACUUCUUGAGUUUUCCCAUGUAGGGAAGGGUGUGCAACAGUUUCCUCAUUUGCAUUGUAUAUAUGGUUGAUGAUAUCAAUGAUUAUAAACUCAAGAUACUCCAGUCCAGAAACUGAUAGUUUGUUCAGUAUGAAAUUGGUGAAUUGUCCAUUUCUGGAUGAUAGGUCUCUUCAUUUGGAGGGAGUGAAAGCUUUCUCACAAUUCUAAUGUAGGGGAUGUUAUCAUUUAACAUACAAUUUUGGUAAAUAAGAAUUUAAAUGAAAUGAAAUGUCGUGUGGCUAUGGCCUCCCAUUGGGUAGACCGUUCGCCUGGUGCAGAUCUUUAGAGUUGACGCCACUUCGGCGAUCUGCAUGUCGAUGGGGAUGAAAUGAUGAUGAUUAGGACAACACAACACAACACCCAGUCCCUGAGCAGAGAAAAUCCCUGACCCAGCCAGGAAUUGAAUCCGGGACCUUAGGAUUGACAGUCUGUCAUACUGACCACUGACUAUUACAAUAAUGGAACUAAUGCAGCUACAGAUAGAAAAAAAACUGGCACCCACAGGACGGCACACAACAUACAGACAGUGACUGGCAACGGGGGGAAAAGGUAACAGGAAAGUGUCUCAUGGCCCCAGCUUGAGAGAUAAGUGUACAAUGAAAGAUGAAAAAAGAGAACUUCAACAGAAGACAUUUAAAAACAUAUGAAGUAGUCAAAGAUCCAAUGUGAAAAUGAAAUUCGUAAUAAACAUUGUGAUAGAAGCUUCAGUAGUCAGUCUAGUCAUUAUUCCUGGUUUAUCAGCUGCCUUCUCUAACAGAUAGAAUCCAGGUUUCCAAGUCUCAACUGUUAAGUGUUUUAUUAUUCUUUUUCCUUUUGUUUUGUUGGCACUCCUGUGGUUUUUAAGAGAACUACAUAAUGUAGUUUUUUCUUACUAUUGCCUUUUAUUUAGAAGAUAAAGAAACACACUGGUUCAGAGGACGCAUAAUUACUUUUUUAGUGAGUGUGUUUACCGUAUUGAGUGCACAAUUUUUUGUAAUGAAAUAACAUUUUGGAAAGUUUCAUGAAAUUAAUGUUCGCAGUUUUGUGAAACUGCAUCAUCUUUGGAAGACACUUGUGUAGUUAGUGAGAAGUUUUAUUACAUUCAUUAUAUAAAACUUGCUGUAAAAUACAGUCAGGCUGAAAUUUAUAGAAUUGAUAUUUUUGUCAGUAAGUUGAUGUAGGUUGAACCUCUAGUGACCACUCUAACAACAUUUUUAUUUUUAUGAGAAAUUUAAGACAGUUGUGUUUUUAAUGGUUAUCUUUUAACUGAUAGAGGUAGAUGAGUACAUGAGUAUUGGUUUAACUUUCCAACUUGGUUGAAUAUAUGCUGGAUGUAUAGUUAAAAUUUUGUUUGCUUGAUAAAUGUCUUGUGGUAUUAACUAAUUAAUAGCUUUCUAUACUGCAUGACUGUCACACAUUAACAAUUUCCUUGUGCAAACUGCGGUCUUUAGAUUAGGAAUUCAACUGGAAAAAAAGAGGAAGGCAGCAUUCUGUGAAAUGCCUGUUGGUGGUGUUGAUUUCACUGAAUGUUUUUAAGAAUAUCAUGUUUGAUGUGGUGUAGUAAACUGCAAAGUAGCUAUUAAAAUUUUGUGGCAUGAAGCAAGAUAUGUUGCAUGUUGUCAUAGUGGCUGUUACACCUAACAGUAAGCGGUCGCUUCAUAAAGUUUGGCUUCUUUAGAUAAGUAAAUGUGACCCAUUGUGGCCUGCAGUGUCUGCUCAUAUUUCCCAGUAAUCAAGUUUCCUGAAACCUGUAAGAAAUUAUUUACCUUUUCAUUAAAAAGUAAUU